AUGCAAUACGUUGGAAGAGCUAUUGGAUCAGUUUCAAAGACUUGGUCCUCUAUUAAUCCAGCCACUUUGUCCGGUGCUAUCGAUGUCAUAGUAGUGGAACAACCAGAUGGUACCUUGGCUUGCUCUCCAUUUCAUGUCAGAUUUGGCAAAUUUCAAAUAUUGAAACCUUCACAAAAGAGAGUAGAAGUUUUGGUGAAUGGCAAAUCAACAAAUAUUCCAAUGAAAUUAUCUGAUAGUGGUGAAGCAUAUUUUGUCUUUGAAACAUAUUCUGAUGUAAAUAGUAUUCCCUCAGAUUUAAUUGGCUCUCCAGUUUCCAGUGUCCCCAAUAGUCCCAAAAUGUCACCCGUUUCUACUAAUGAACCUGAAGAACAGUUAAGUUUAGAACAUGAUAAACAAAACGAAAAAUCUUUGAGUAAGACUGCUGAAGUAAAUAAAGAAGAUAGUUCUCUAGAAAAAAAUAAGAUUUUUCAAACGAAGUUAAACAGAAGAUUAACCCAGAUUCAUAUUCCAAAUACAGUAGAUAAUAAUGGAGAUAUUCUACUAGAUAUGGAGGGUUAUAUGCCAAAUACCAAUACUAUGCAUGAUACUGAUUUGCAACUAAAACAAUUAUUGAAAGAAGAGCUGGACAAUGAUACAGAUAUUACUAAAUUUAUUAAAGAAGAUAGUAAUGGAAGCAUACGGAUAGUAAAUCCUUAUGAACACAUUACAGGUUCAGGAUUACCAAGUACCCAACCCACUAAAGUAUUACAUCUUGCAUACAACUCCAUAUCUAUGAGUGAACCAUCAUUGGUAGACGAUACGGAACAUGCCACAUCAGAUUACAAUGAAUCAAUAUUGUCAGACUCUGCUAGCUCUGUAACUUCCAAUAAUGGCCAAAAAAAGGAAGAAAAGUUAAGCUCAACUAUACCCAGAAUAAACACUCCAAUUAAUCACAAUAAUACCACCUUUAAGACUACAAUCACAAAUAAUACUAAUGAUUCCACCAAAAUAAACAAUAAUGGUGAAAUUUCUUCAAAUACACAUGAAUUAAAUUAUAUCAAAACAUUAAGAUUGACAAGUGAUCAAUUAAAAUGUUUAAAUUUAAACUAUGGUGAAAAUAAUUUAACAUAUUCUAUAGAUCAAGGUAAAGCAAUUAUAACUUCUAAACUUUUUGUAUGGAGAUGGGAUGUUCCUAUUGUUAUUAGUGAUAUCGACGGCACGAUUACUAAAUCAGAUGCAUUAGGCCAUGUAUUGGCUAUGAUCGGUAAGGACUGGACUCAUGCAGGUGUGGCUAAAUUAUUCAGUGAAGUUUCGAGAAACGGGUACAAUAUUAUGUAUUUAACUGCACGAAGUGCAGGUCAAGCUGAUUCUACUAGAAGUUAUCUUAGAUCUAUUAACCAAGAUGGAAAUAAAUUACCUAUAGGACCUGUUAUCUUAUCACCUGAUAGGACAAUGGCUGCGCUGAGAAGAGAAGUUAUAUUGAAAAAGCCUGAAGUGUUUAAAAUUGCAUGCCUAAAUGAUAUCAGAUCCUUAUAUUUUCAUAAAGAUAUAGACAUGGAUGCUGCCAAUGAUGAUAAUGAGGAAAAGCCAACGCCAUUCUUUGCAGGGUUUGGUAAUAGAAUUACAGAUGCACUGUCAUAUAGAACUGUUGGGAUUCCCAGUUCACGUAUUUUCACAAUUAACACGGAGGGAGAAGUACAUAUGGAACUAUUAGAAUUAGCAGGUUAUAAAAGUUCCUAUUUACAUAUAAAUGAAUUAGUAGAUCAUUUUUUCCCUCCAGUAACUACUUCUUCAGAUGAUGUUAGAAGUAUAUUAUCAACUAGUCCAGGCUCACCUGUAAAUACGUCAAUGGAUAACUAUGAUUCAAAUAGGACAAUUGAAGCGAAGUCUCUUUAUAUGAGUAACCAAGGUGAAAAGUUUACAGAUGUAAAUUUUUGGAGAGAACCAUUAAUAAACAUUAAUGACUUAUCGGAUUUAAGUGAUGAUAGUGACUCCAAUAAAAAACAAGGCGAUAUUUUAACCAGUUCAUCACCUAAGAAUAACAGUCCAUACGAUAAAGGUGUUGUAACAAAUAGUAAUCGUCGACAAUCCUUUACAUUUCAAAUUCCUUACACUAGUCCAUCAAAAUCAACUACCAUUAAUAAUCAGUUGACGGAUGAUAAUAUUACAACACCAGACAAUUCCUCAAAGCGAAAAAACAAUAUAGGUAAACAAAUGUAUUUAAGUCUUGGGUCACCCUUAAGUUCUCCAUUGUUAUCAUCAAUUGAUAUGACAACAAUUGAUCAAGAUAUGAAAAAAUUAUCGAUCUUAAAACCGUCAUUGCCUACAUCUGGAGUAUCUCAGAUCAAUGUGUUAGAUGAUAACCAUUCAAUUCAUGAUGGUAGUCCUAAUAAUGCUAGUAAUUCUAAUGAGAGAUAUACAGAAGAGCAUGAUGGUUAUGAGGAUGAAUUCGACGAAGAUGAGUUUGAUGAAGAUGAAUUUUCAAACUAA
Messenger RNA from Arxiozyma heterogenica, 2469 nucleotides. RefSeq names its product phosphatidate phosphatase PAH1 (gene PAH1). Gene Ontology annotation, biological process: triglyceride biosynthetic process; fatty acid catabolic process. Gene Ontology annotation, cellular component: nucleus. The coding region runs from base 1 to 2469 and encodes 822 amino acids. The transcript has a single exon. The record is from RefSeq and is a predicted model, not a curated record. Gene Ontology annotation, molecular function: phosphatidate phosphatase activity. Lineage: Eukaryota; Fungi; Ascomycota; Saccharomycetes; Saccharomycetales; Saccharomycetaceae.